ACCAGCGACGCGGACAUUCUUUGCUUAUACCGUGAGCCGGCUGUUUUAUGUACUCUGCGGGCAUAAUUAAAGAUUUUUAUUAAGUCUAAAUUAAUUUAAGUCUUUCUCCGGAUCAUGCUCAUCUACAUCUUCGUUUAAAACAGUAGUUUGUCCGUGCGCCCAGUGCUUUUUAUUUCCUAACACGCAGUUUUGGGAUAUUUCCGAAUUCACUAUUAAAAUGGUAUCAACAAUUGUUUAUGUUUUUUUCUUAGUAAAUCUUAUGUCUCAGUUUGCUUUGUGUGAACUGAACGAGGAAGAAGAGACUGUGUUAGUAAACCGCACAUUUAGGAAAGGUCUAUUUUGGAGAAGUGAAGAGAGACAGCGUUUUAAGCUCAAUGCGUUUGGCCACCUUUUCCUGCUUGACCUGUCGCCGGACAGCAAGUUCGUGUCUCCAGUUUUAAACGUCCAGCGCGUUAAAGCAAAGAAUCUCCGCUCUGUCCUGGACGCCUCCAGGAGCGGGGGUGCUCUCAGGGAUGCCACCCUUUACCCAGACAGCGGUGCGGACCUCAGAGACUGCUUUUACACCGGCACGGUCAACUCUGAAAAGGAAUCUGUAGUUGCUGUCAGCUUGUGCCACGGCAUCCACGGCACCUUCAUAACGCAAGGGGUCGAGUACUUUAUUCACCCUAAAGCAAGUGUCCAGACCACCGGGAAACAUUUACCGCAGGUGCACGUCAUUAAAAGGAGAGCUGUUUCCAGCAGUCGGACAGCGUCUUUAGUCUUUGAUCAAAUGAAAGUUGACAGUCUUAUGAAAGAGAGCAAACUGAACUCCCGUGAAGAUGAAGACGGCAAUAUGAGACGCGCAAAAAGAUUCGUGUCAGCUGCGAGAUACAUCGAGACACUGGUGGUGGCCGACGCGUCCAUGACACGGUUCUAUGGAGACGAGAUAAAGCACUAUCUUCUAACGGUCAUGGCCAUGGCAGCACAAGUCUUUGUGCAUCCUAGCCUGAAAAAUGCUGUUAGUCUGGUAGUAGUGAAGAUGGUUGUUGUGGAGGAUGAGGAAGUGGGACCUGAGCUUUCAAGUAACGGUGGCGUUGCCCUGCGUAACUUCUGCAUGUGGCAACAACUUUUCAACCCGGGCAGCCAGAGGCAUCCAGAACAUUAUGACACUGCCAUCUUGUUCACUAGAGAGGAUAUUUGUGGAUACAAGGAUUGUGACACUCUGGGUGUAGCUGAUGUUGGCACUAUGUGUGACCCCAAAAGAAGCUGCUCCGUUAUAGAGGACAACGGCCUUCAGGCUGCGUUCACUGUGUCACAUGAACUCGGUCAUGUGCUCAGCAUGCCACAUGAUGAUUCGAAAAACUGCGAGAAAUGGUUUGGGCAUCUCCAUGGACAUACAAUGGCUCCUUUCUUUGUCCAUCUCAACAAAACCCUUCCCUGGUCUCCAUGUAGCGCAUUAUACAUCACAGAGUUCUUCGACAAUGGCCACGGUGACUGUUUGCUGGAUCCUCCUGAAAUGACCAUCCCUUUACCCGCUGAGCUCCCCGGUCAUACGUUUGGUCUAGAUCGGCAGUGCCAGCAGGCGUUUGGAAACAAAUAUACCCACUGUUCCAGUGCCCCCGCAGAUCAGACUUGUGUACAGCUGUGGUGUCAAGAGGAAGGAAAGAUUCAGUGCACAACUCGGAAUGGAAGCCUUCACUGGGCUGAUGGCACUCCAUGUGGGGAAGAUAGGAGAUGUCGUGAGGGUUUGUGUCUGUCGAGUGCAAUGGAGGAGGCGGGAGAGCAGAAGGUGCCCGUCAAUGGUGGAUGGGGAGAUUGGGGCCCUUGGGGGCCAUGUUCACGAACAUGUGGUGGGGGUGUGGAGUUUUCCCAUCGAGAGUGCACUUCUCCUGUACCACAGAAUGGAGGAUUGUACUGUGUGGGACAGAGGGUCAAAUACCAGUCCUGCAAUACUCAGACCUGCCCAGAAGACCAUGGGAAAAGCUUCAGAGAGGAGCAGUGUGAGAAGUAUAACAGUGACCGUUACAUGGACAUUAAGGGGAACAUAAAGCAGUGGAUCCCCAAAUAUUCCGGUGUCUCUCCACGAGACCGCUGCAAACUCGUCUGCCGAGCCAAAGGAAGCAAUGAAUUCAAAGUGUUUGAAGCUAAGGUUGUGGAUGGUACCACCUGUGGGCCAGAUACCACAUCCAUCUGUGUUCAGGGCCAGUGCAUCAAAGCCGGUUGUGACCAGGUGAUAGGCUCCAACGAAAAGCUGGACAAGUGCAGUGUCUGUGGAGGUGAUGGUACAACCUGCAGGAAAAUAAGUGGUUCGCUAAAUAAAGCUACUAUUGGCUACAUUGAUAUUGUUACCAUUCCGGCUGGGGCGACUAAUAUUGACAUAAAACAACGCAGCCAUCGAGGCAUCGCCCAUGAUGGCAACUACUUGGCAGUUAAGGCUCAAGACGGAACCUACAUCCUGAAUGGGAAUUUCUCAGUAUCAAUGGCAGAGCAGGACAUCCCAGUGCCCGGUGCUAUGCUUAGAUACAGUGGCUCCUCCACCACCCUGGAGCGACUCCUAAGCUUUCACAGACUUCAGGAACCCAUCACCAUCCAGCUGCUGUCUACUGCUGGCGACAUCUCGCCGCCUAGAAUCAAGUAUACGUUCUUUUUGCCAAGGGAUGUGCCUUUUAGCAAGCCUGGCACAGAGAGCAGAAUUUCAACACAUGUGAUUUCACCUUUUGGGGGAUUCGAUUGGGUUUUGGGAGAGUGGUCCGAGUGCUCCAAGAGCUGUGGUGCUGGAUGGUCCAGGAGAAGUGUGGAAUGUAGAGAUGGGGAGGGAUCUCUGUCUUACCUCUGUGAUGCUGAUCUGCGACCGGCAGACAUCCGGCCUUGUGGAGAUUUGCCCUGUCCCAUGUGGCAAAUGGGGCCAUGGUCUGCGUGCUCACGGACUUGCGGACCCGGAGAGCGCCACCGCACUGUAGUCUGUUUGGACUACGCGGGCAAGGUUCUAGAACCUGAGAAGUGCAAUCCAGACAAGAGGCCAGAGGUAGCUGUAGGAGAAUGCUUUUACCAGGACUGCUGAAGCUGACUUUUAGUACAGUGUAAUAGAAUGGAGGAGGUGGUGGGAUGCAUAUGUAGUGACUUGUCACCACCAAACUUCAAAACAAAAAGUGCUCUUAGAGAUAGAGCGUUAGAUCAGAGAUCACUUAUCAAGCAUAACCAGGGCAUUUUAUUUUAAAUAUUACCUAUGUAAUGGUCUAAUUCUCUGUCAAGUUUAAUUAUAACCACAAAGGUAACUUCCCACGGAGAUCUACCUCAGUCAAGACAAGCUUCAUAAAGUUCACAGUUGUUUAGAGAGGAGUCCUAUGGAACAAACCUUUGCACAAACCUGCUGAAAUUCUGUUCAAACAUCUCUCGCAUACAGUACCUCCAUUAUACAUUGCAGCUUACUCCACAUCUAAAUUGAGUCCAAAUGUUGAGUGUAAGGGGCAGCCAUGGCCUAAAUUUAAAGAGUUGGACUUGUGAUCCAAAGGUCGCAGGUUCAAGUCUUAGCACAGGCAGGCAUUGUAGGGGGUGGGAGUAAAUAACUAGCAAUCAACCCCCCUGUCUGCUCCCUGGACAGUCAACUGCUCUGGGUUGUGUGUUCACAGGUGUGUGUUGCUUUAGAUAAAAGCAUCAUCUUAAAGAUACAAUCUAUACUAGAGGUACUCCAAGGUUGCCAGUCAAAUUGUCAAUACCUGACUGCAAUUUGGUGUCUUUAUACAUGCUAGACUGAUUGAAUUCCCAUUUAUUUAAAAAAAUUUUGUAGCUUCAAGUUUGUAGCAUUUUUUUUUUAUCAAUAAUACCUGUAUUACCCUCGAAGGCUUUCCGAUUUUUCAUAUUACAACACUGGAAACAGUAUUUGGAGGUAGAGUUCUUUACCUUUCUGUAAAAGAGCUGUUGGAACGCAUACAUCUAUGCUCAUUUUACCUUAAAAACUUGGUUACGAAUGAAUGAUUUUAGUUUGUAAUGAAGAAUUAACAUGGAAUCGCCCUCUCUUACACACUGUUAGUCUUUCUGUAAUAUUAUUCAGCCAUUAGGCAACAAGCUAUCCCAGACUGAGAUCAACAAUGUAAAGACUGCAAAUGUGCCUUAAAUUAAUGACUUUUUAUUACUAGCAUCCACUGGUGCAUAUGACUUAUAACGGGAUCAUAUAAUAUAACUGAUACUGGCAUGUGUGAGUUUACAGGAGAAAGUAAUUUAUUGCUAAAUGAUCAUGUAGAAGUGGAUAAUUACUGUAUGUUAUUGAACACACAUGUGCCCUCGAUAUAAUUGCAAUGACAUCAAACAAGAAAAUACAUUUCCUGUGAAAAACAUUGAGAUUGCAUGCCUCUUUGCAAUCUGUAUUCUGUUCAUUUGUCUUUACUCUUCCAAGCUUUAGUUGGCACUAUUUUAAUACGUUUGAAAAUCUAUCACCCAUAUACACCAUGAUGAGGAGAAAAGUAUCAUGUGAAUGUUGUAAAUAAAUAUUAUAUUUCUAUUUAAUAAGACAAGUAUAGGUCAAGAGUUCAUUUAAAUGCAGUAGUGCUGAGCAGACAGGCCUGAUAUUUCUGAUAAGUUUUCCAUUGAGCUUAAAGAGCACUGAUAUUUGUUCAAUAAAGUGUCAUUUCACACAUGGUGAAAGGAAAUCUAAUUUAAUUCUUAGUUGCAAAAUUACUUAUCAUUUUCAAAUUUCCAAAAUAGAAAAUGUAACUGAAAAUAACCUAUAAAAAAUUAUAUAAGAGAAAGGAUUUUCAUUCCAAUUGAAUUAGAAGUAUGCAAGCUUUGAAAUGGUGCAUAUUUGAGACUAAAGCAUUCUAUCCCUUCAGUGAAGGUCUGCACAAUGCUAUUGUUAUAGCUUCCUUUUACAAGCUAUUUAUUUUUCUACCUUCGACACCUAAUGUUUUGGUUUGUUUUUUCUUGAUGCUGCUGUCUAUCUUAUACAUGAUUGAUGUAUGAAUUUAAAUCAAAUAAAUAUGUCU
This is a messenger RNA of Danio aesculapii, 4958 nucleotides long. It is a transcript of the gene adamts8a, whose product is annotated as ADAM metallopeptidase with thrombospondin type 1 motif, 8a. Bases 218 to 3040 code for a protein of 940 amino acids. Gene Ontology annotation, molecular function: zinc ion binding; metalloendopeptidase activity. Gene Ontology annotation, biological process: proteolysis; extracellular matrix organization. The record is from RefSeq and is a predicted model, not a curated record. Lineage: Eukaryota; Metazoa; Chordata; Actinopteri; Cypriniformes; Danionidae. The transcript is spliced from 9 exons.